AUUUUGGACAUGUUGACUUGUUCACGAGUCGCUUGCAAAAAUGUUCUUUACGAAAUUAAUUGCUCCAAAAAACAUAAAUUAGUUUAUUAUUAAUUAAGUAGUUGUAAAUAAUAAGAAAAUGGAUAUGUCGGAAGUAAAAUCGUUCAACGCGGAGUUAUCCGGGUUGUACGACAACAAACCUCCAAUAUCUAAGGCGAAAAUGAGUGCUAUCACCAAAGGUGCUAUAAAAGCCAUCAAGUUCUACAAACACGUAGUACACAGUGUAGAGAAGUUUAUACAAAAAUGUAAACCAGAAUACAAAGUUCCUGGUCUCUAUGUGAUAGAUUCCAUAGUAAGACAGUCACGACAUCAAUUUGGACAGGACAAAGAUGUAUUCGCCCCACGAUUUGCUAAGAACAUGCAGCAAACAUUUGCCAACCUCUUCAGGUGUCCGCCUGAAGAAAAGCGCAACAUAAUACGAGUUUUGAACCUGUGGCAGAAAAAUAAUGUGUUUAGUCCUCAAGUGAUCCAACCUCUCCUCGACAUGGCUGACCCCAACCAUCCUCUUCAUCAGGAAAUACAGCAACAACAAAAUAGUGCAGCUAAUGGUAGCAGUUUGAAUGUGACUCAAAAUUCAGAUAGCAAAUUUGGAUCACCAAUGCAAGUUGCUCAACACACACCUCGCUCUGCUUCACCCAUGGGUGACCAGUUCCAAGAUCAGCCAUCGAGCCAGUCGCACCUGAAGUUUAACCGCAAGCUGCUGAACGACUUCGAGUACGAGAGUGAGGACGAACCCGCGCCUUCGCCCGCUCCCGCCCCCGUUUCUACUCAACACGCCCAUACUCACAACCCGGCCGAUGCACUCGGCAGCAUAUUGACUAAUCCGGAGAUAAUGAGACAGCUACAAAGCCUGCAAGCUCAAAUGCAAAUGAUGACUGGAAUGCAAAUCCCUAAUCUGAUGCCAAUGAUGACAGAUAUGCAGUUACAACAGAAUCAAAACUUACCUUUCCUGAAUUCACAAGAUCAACAAAAACAGAACGAACCAAAAGAUGACAUGGCAAAUGAAUCGGACAUUGAGUUUGUUGAAACGGGCCCUCAAGUCAUUGAAAUACCAGACGCCAACGAUUCAAGGUCCCCGUCGCCGAAGUCUCGUCGUCGUUCGCGGUCCAAAUCGCCGCGUCGCCGCCGCCGCUCCCGCUCCCGCUCUCGCUCCCGCUCCCGCUCGCCGCGUCGUCGCCGCAACCGCGACAGAGAUCGUGACAGGGACAGAGACAAGGACCGGGAUAGAGACAAACAAGUGUACAGCAAAGAGAGAGAAGCGGAGAAGGAGAAGAACAGAGAGCGAGAGAAGAAGGGCUUACCGCCGAUAAAAAAGGAAAACCUCAGCGUGUGCAGCACCACCUUAUGGGUUGGCCACUUAUCAAAGCUAGCUACCCAAGAGGAAUUAUCCGACUUAUUCGGGGGCGUAGGCGGUGUCGUAGCCAUCGACCUAGUGCCGCCCCGCGGCUGCGCCUUCGUCGUCAUGGAACGAAGAAGGGACGCCCUCAAAGCUCUAACCAAGCUCAACAAGCACAAACUGCACUCCAAGGAGAUCAUGGUGGCGUGGGCCCCCGGUAGAGGCGUCAAAGGUCGCGAAUGGAAGGACUACUGGGAAGCAGAGUUGGGGGUCUCCUACCUGCCCUGGUCCGCGUUACAAGCGCGCUGGGCCCUCAACGCGUUGUCGCUGGACGCUUUAGAAGACGGUGGUUGCGUCGACGAAGAUACUCUGCCGCCAUGGUUGCCGCCGAGGAUCCUGCCCAAGGCGAUGAUGGACAACAUGUCGAUGCUUGGAGUGGGCGUGGGCGUGGGGCCGGGCAUGAUGCCGCUGGGCGCGGGCGUGGGCGUGGGCGUGGGGCUGCCUCCCGCCUCUCACCUCGCACACGCCCUGCCCGUGCCCCGGAUGCCGCCUGGAAUGCCAACCGGACUACCACCUGGGCUACCUCCCGGACUACCAGCUGGAAUCAGGCCUCCCAGCUUACCUACAGGCGUACCAGGAUUACAAGGUGACACAGGAAUGCCUCCCGGUGCUCCGAUGCUUCGGUUUCCUCCUGGUAUGCCGCCGCAGUCGAUGCCGCAACCUGGCAUGGUGGGCGGGUUCCUGGGCGGGCUGCUGGGCGUGGGCGUGGGCGUGGGCGGGCUGGUGGGCGGGCUGCCCAUGCAGCUGCCGGCCGCUAUAUCCACGCCGCCGCCUAAUAUACAGCAACAACAACAGCACCAACAACAACAGCAACAAUUACAACAACAACAGCAACAACGAACAGAGCCGCCCAGUGACGAUGCAAUGGACCUCGACACUGAAGAUAUCCACGAGCCAUCUACCAACUCACCUUCACUGCCGGACCAGCUCCAAGCACUCCUAUCUAAACCGCCACCAACCUUCAACGCAUCGGAACCACCGCCCGGAUUCAACGCGUCAGAACCGCCGCCUUUCAACGCGUCCCAACCGCCGCCAGAUGAUAUCAACAACAAACACGAAGAGGACAGGAAGGAUCGCGACAGAGAUAGGAGGGACAGGGAUAGAGAUCGAGAUAGGGAUAGGAGAGAUGGCAGGGACAGGGAAAGGAGGGAUGGAAGGGAUAGGGACAACAGGGACAGGAGGGAUGGGAGAGAUGCAAGAGAUAGGGGAGAUAGAGCAGACAGGGGAGACAGAGGCAGAGGCGACAGGGGCGAUCGGGAUAGGGACCGGGAUCGCGACCGAGGCCGGGACAGGCGGGACCGGGAUCGCGACCGGGACAGAGAUCGGUUCUCAUCCAGGGACAAUAACAGGGAACCCAGCAGCAAAGAAAAAUCCCCUCACAGAAAUACAGAACAGCCUCAAGAAAAGUCUUUACAAGAACGUCUAUGGGAAAUGGCGAACGGUAAACCGGCAUCGAGGCAAGAAGAGAAGCCAAGAGAAGAUUAUGGGGACAAAGAGGAUACGAGAGGAGAAGAGAUGAGAACGGAACGACCCCAUCUACUGGACAGGCCACCGCCAGGGCUUGAUGGAGAAGGCGAUAAUUCUGGGGCUAACGCGGGGUCGAACGGGGCUCCGGCGGGGGCUCCGGGGGGGUGGACCCAGCUGCCGCCCAGGAUGCCGCCGCCGCACAUGCCGCCCUUUAGGGCCGAGUUGAGAAUGAGAGGGCCACCUAGACCUGGGAUGGCAGGGCCUUGGAUGGACGGACCACCUCGCUUCAACGGCAUGGGGCCGCCUUUUAAUAGGCCUCCUUUCGAAAGGCCACCGUUUGAAGGGCCACCAAUGUUUGACGGCCCACCGCGGUUUGACAGACCACCGUUUAAUAGAAUGCCGUUUGACUCGAUGAAUCGCCCACCAUUCGAUGGACCGAGGCCUCCGUUUGACGGCCCAAGGCCGGCUUUCGACGGACCUAGAGCGGCAUUUGAUGGACCAAGGCCGGCGUUCGACGGACCGAGACCAGCGUUCGAUGGACCCAGGCCAUCGUUUGAUGGGCCUAGACCUCCCUUUGACGGGCCGAGGCCGCCAUUCGAUGGACCGAGGCCACCUUUUGAUAGACCUAGACAGUUCGAUGGAGAAAGACCUUUCGACGGACCUCCGAGAUUCGACGGACCGCCUGAAUUCUUCGACAGAAAUAACAGAAGGUUCGAAGACCGAGAGCAAUUCAACGAUAGGGGAUGGAACGGUGAUCGAGACCGAGAUAACAGAGAUUGGGACAGGAGAAACGAAUGGGACGACCGCAGGAGGGACAGGAGAAGCAGGGACAACCACGACGACAGUCGAUUUAGGGAUCGGAACGACAGAAGGAGGAAUUUCGAUGACAGAUCCAGACCCCAGAGAGAUUCGAGAGAAGGAUCUAGGGACCCGCCCAAAGAUGCCACGAAAGAAACUCAUAAGGACGCUCCGAAAGAUCACUCUAAAGAAACGCAGAGGGAAGAGCGCAACUCGAGGAGAGAUAAAGACAGAAAAUCCAGAUGGGGCGCUGCAGAGGAGAUCGUCAGCCAAGAUCAGGAUAACAUUGAGGAUCCGAUCAGUAACAAUGAAACAGUUGUUGAAGAUGACAGAGCUCCUAGUCAAGAACAACACGAAACACAGACUAGUGUAGAAAUUGAAAUCAAUAAAGCCAUAGAACAAGAAAUCAAUCGAGAAGUCGAUACACAAUCACUUGUGGACAAUGAUCGCAACGCAGAACAAACAAUUUCAGAUGACAGAAGCUAUGAAACGAGAGAAGAUAUUGUUCAAAACAAUACAGAAAGUCCUACAAAAGAGGAAAAUUUUGCUAUGACAGAUGAUAGCGCUCACGAUAAUGUUGAACAAAAACCACCGGAGCCCGUUGAAAGUGAGCCUUCAUGUAACAAUGAUGCCAUUAAAGAAAUCGCUACUGAUUUAUACGACGCCAAUGAAGCGGUAGACACGAGUUUUUCGAUGCCACCGCCCGCAAUGGAGGAAAAUGUGCCUGUACAACAGCCUGAAGACAACAAAGAGAAAAUUAGUAGUGAAAAUACUGAGAAUAGUGAAAAGGUCGAUAUGUUCGGUGAGGCCAAAGGGGCAACAGAGAUCGAAUCGACGACUACCAGCGAGGUGAAAGAAGCGGCCGCUUGACAUCGGCGAAGAUGGAAAAUGGACUAUUUCCAGUGGAAAUGAUUCGGGUGACGCGACGGGGCCCGAAGAGGACGAGUCUCGGCUACACGCGCGCCAAAUUGAACCUUAACCGUUCACGAAUAAAGCACACGCGAGCGGGCGUCUAACCGAGACUCGGGACGGAACAAAGUGCAAACAGCCAAUUCGAUUCCUAACCCACCAUAAGCUUAUUUUGUUACAACCAUUUAGAUUUUUGCUUAAAAGUACUUAUCCCGCGAAACAAACUUGUUGAUUGAUGUCUGAACAAUUAUAUCUGACGUGACAGAUUUUGCCGCUUUCCUGUGACAUAAUUUUGACAUUAAAUUAUUUUUUAGUUUUGCCCAUGGACUAAGAAUUUUCUUAUUAGUUUACUAACGUUUUUUUUAAUUAUGUCAAGUAAUCGAAAGAGUUUCUGUUACAAUAACGAUUUUAGUGAUUUCGAAAUUUGAAGUACUAUUUCAAUUUUAUUUAUAACAUGAUCUAUUGCACUGAAAGUAAAGUUUAAAUUUCAAAUAACUUUGAUCCAAACUAACACAGUUUCCUCGUUCUUAGAAGGUCCUAAGUGCAAUUUACGAAUUCUCUACAAAAGAAAACUUAUCUGUUUUGACAUUUUUAAGCGAAUCAUCAGGCAAUUGGGUCAGGAAUCAAUUGGUACGAUCGUACGUAACGCCAAAGAUUUAACGUUUUAUACAAAGUUGAAAUAUACGAGUGCCUUAUUGGUUACCGAAAUGGUGUUUUGUUUGUCUCCGGGCGCGGGCAGAAGAGGAACCAGCCUGGGCGCUCAAGUGGAGUGACCCGGGCCAGGUACGGUCGCUAACUGAUACACAUUCUACGCGCGUCUAGAACAAUUAUUGCACAUCACUCAAAUAUAAUAGUCACUUCACAAUCAAAUUCACUUGCAACAUUAUUCCACUUAAUAAUAAACGUAGAAUAAAGCUGCCUGUCCAAUGGAGUGGAGAAACGGAGAAAUAUUAACCAAUAAGAUUGCACAAAAUCUGUGUACUCUAAUAGGAGCGGGAAUUUGGUGCAUUCAGAUUGGUUAAUAUUUAUCCGUUUCUCCGCUCAGUGGACGACAGCCUUGCUUAGCUUGGAUCAGUUGCCUCAUGUUUUGUCUCUGUUCAUUGAAUUACACAUGGUAUUUGAAUGAUAUGAACAAAAAACGGCGUAACAAAACCUAAGUCUUUUCCACGUUUAUUAAUAAUGGUUUUAAUGAAUUUCAAUUUAUCGCAUUGCUAUUUUUAAAAAAAAGUUGCAACUUUAAAACGGCACAGUUGUACUCGGCGAGCGUGUUUUUAUUGUUAUUUGAUAAUGUUGAAAUGGAGAUACCAAUAUAAUAGUUAAAAGUUUAUCAAAUGACUGAAUUGUAAUUGUUUAGUUCAUUUAUUUAUUUCCUUUAAAAAGUUACGUGAGCAAAUUGUUUCCAUUUUGACAUAUUUAAUAUCGCUAGCAAUGUGUGCAAAGCAACUCUUCGGCCGCCCGUGUCACCCGAAUCAGCCCUGGAAAUAUCUACGAACCACCGGACGAUCAGAAGAUUGGAGACUCAUCUACUUUCUCGGACACGAGUUACUAUUAUUAUCAUUACGCCAGUAAAGGGCGGAUUUGUUUUUUUAAUCGUCUUUCUUUCGAAAUCGAUGAUAAUUAUAUAUUCUGUAUAGCCUUAGUUUGUGUAAUGUUCACAAGUUUUCAGCGAAAUUAGAAACGGGCUACGCCCAUUUUGUUUUCGUUAAAGUAUCUAAUUAUUAAAAAAUAAUUCAUGAAAUCUUGAUAAAUCUAGUUUCGCUUUUAAAUGUCUUUAUAAUAUGCGGUGAGGGUAGGAGAGCAUUUCGAAAUGAAACAGCACUAUUAUUAUAAUAUAUUUGAUAGUUACUAACACACGUUUUCGUAUAUUUAUAUAGGGGGCAUAUUGUAGCGUCGUCACAUCGGUAGAGUAGGUUGGCAAUAUAAAAAUAUUUUACAUAGCUAAGAGGCGUGCACAGCGUACCUACUAUGUUUUAUUUUCGAACAUUGUUUAUAUGUAACAUAUUUUUAUAGAGAUUAAACGUUAUGGGCUUCUUGAAAAAAGGUAGUUUCUCGGAUAUUUAGAUUUAUGAGACAUUACAUGUUCGCCCGUAGAUAAGAAGUUUAUAAAUUAAAAAUUGCAUGCUUAAAUGUUUGUCAUAUUGUGCUUGAAUAAAAUUUUAAAAUUUCACCUCAAUUUUUAUUGUAGUCUGAAUAUGUGGAACAGGGGUAUCACUGCAGCGGGUGUCGGGUGCCCUUUGCACACAUUGUCUAGUAUUUCUUGUGUUUUCUUUGAAUUACAGCUGCGUUCGCGAACAGUUGCCAGUGCGUCACUCAACACCUGCCGAACUCAAGAUGAAUUCUAGAUUUUCAUCCUUUAAUUUGGGUGAUGACGGGGUACAGUAAACGAA
Molecule: messenger RNA, 6996 nt
Organism: Chilo suppressalis (striped riceborer)
Lineage: Eukaryota; Metazoa; Arthropoda; Insecta; Lepidoptera; Crambidae
Source: the annotation of a GenBank genome assembly